AGAUUCUUUGAGUAUAUAUUGCUCUACAAAGAUGCAGUGAUGUUUCAGAUUGAACAAGUUACAAAGCUUUGCUCAAAGAUUGCUCUGACGGAGCCAUGGGAUCCAUAUGAUAUUCCCGCCAAUUCAACCUAUGAAGAUCAGUAUUACAUCGGGGGACCUGGAGAUGAAAUUAUGGUCCAGGAAUGGUCUGACAGAAAACCAGCCAGGAAAUUGGAAUCCUGGGUUGGCGUUUACACAGUCAAAGACUGUUACCCUGUACAGGAAACCUACACGAAGAACUACAGCGUGACAACCUCCACUCGCUUUUUUGAUCUACAGCUGGGCAUUGCCGACCCCUCGGUGUUUACCCCACCCAGCACCUGCCAGACAGCCCAGCUGAGGAAGAUGAAAGACGAAUGCUGA
Messenger RNA from Egretta garzetta (little egret), 402 nucleotides. RefSeq names its product ependymin related 1 (gene EPDR1). The annotation marks the transcript as partial. Gene Ontology annotation, molecular function: calcium ion binding. The transcript is spliced from 2 exons. Gene Ontology annotation, biological process: cell-matrix adhesion. NCBI's taxonomy places the organism in Eukaryota, Metazoa, Chordata, Aves, Pelecaniformes, Ardeidae. Gene Ontology annotation, cellular component: lysosome; extracellular region. The record is from RefSeq and is a predicted model, not a curated record.